Messenger RNA from Gadus chalcogrammus (walleye pollock), 2917 nucleotides. RefSeq names its product pre-mRNA processing factor 38B (gene prpf38b). Bases 219 to 1628 code for a protein of 469 amino acids. The transcript is spliced from 6 exons. NCBI's taxonomy places the organism in Eukaryota, Metazoa, Chordata, Actinopteri, Gadiformes, Gadidae. Gene Ontology annotation, cellular component: precatalytic spliceosome. The record is from RefSeq and is a predicted model, not a curated record.
CCUUACGUUCAGCAACAGACCACUGCAGCACUCUGGUCGACCUGCCGCUCUCAUUGCAGCACUAAUCGCCGCGCCGUUCCCGCCGUUAUUUAUCAAAAAUACUUUUUUCAAUCCAUUUCUGGUGAUCAUUUAAGAUCAAAUAUCGGAGAUAGUUUUGAUGGGAUUGUAAUCGGAAACCAACGCGGCGGGUAAAGACAGCGGCGUGGGAUUCAACCAUCAUGGCUAACGUCGGGAAUCAGCAGCAGGCCAUUAACAAGACUGCGCCUGGGAAACAUGGGAACGUAUUGCCCCUAUGGGGUAACGAAAAGACCAUGAACCUCAACCCCAUGAUUCUAACUAAUGUUCUGUCUUCGCCGUAUUUCAAAGUUCAACUGUAUGAACUUAAAACAUACCAUGAAGUCGUUGACGAAAUCUACUUUAAGGUGAAUCACGUCGAACCAUGGGAAAAAGGAAGCAGGAAGACCGCGGGUCAAACUGGAAUGUGCGGAGGGGUGCGUGGAGUAGGAACCGGUGGUAUUGUGUCCACAGCGUUCUGUCUGCUGUACAAAUUAUUUACGCUCAAAAUGACUCGCAAACAGGUGAUGGGUCUGAUAACUCACACAGACUCUCCCUACAUCAGAGCACUUGGAUUCAUGUACAUACGAUACACUCAACCGCCUCCCGACCUGGUGGACUGGUAUGAUGGCUUCCUGGAUGAUGAGGAGGAGCUCGACGUCAAGGCCGGGGGAGGCUGCAUGAUGUCGGUGGGAGAGAUGCUGCGCUCCUUCCUCACCAAGCUGGAGUGGUUCUCCACCCUCUUCCCCCGCAUCCCGGUGCCUGUGCAGAAGAUGAUUGACCAGCAGAUGAAGGCUCGGCCGCGGAAGAUUGUGGCGAAGGAGCCCGAGGCGGAGGCGGAGGCGGUGCCCGCCGAACCAGCCAGGAGCCCCCGGAGGACCCCCACCCCACGGCGGUCCCCAAAGCCGUCUCGGUCGCCCAGCCGCCACGGCGAACGGGAGCGUCACGGACCCAGCUUCGACCGCGAGCUCGAGAGGGAACGAGACCGCCAGAGGAAAGAGAAGGAGGGCAGGGGAGAUAGAGACAGGGAACGAGGAGGAGGAGGAGGAGGAGGGGGGGUUGGAGGUGGCAGUGGCGGGGAGCGACGCAGGUCCCGCAGCGACGACCGUAACCGCGAGCGGAGGAGGAGCCCCAGCGGUAGCCGGGAGAAGAGGGGCGAGCGGAGAGACAAGGAGAGGGACGGGGGUGCGGUGGAGAACGACAGGAGCAAGAGGAAGGACAGGGAGCACCACAAAGACCGGAGUGGAGACGGGGAGAGGUCGAGGGACAAGAAGAGCCGAGGCGAGCCAGAUGAUCGGCGGCACAAGGAGGAGAGGGACAGGCACCGGGAGGAAAGGAAGGCCAAGCGCGCCACCAGGAGCAGAAGCAGGGAGAAGCGGCACAAGAGCAGCCGGACGGAGGGCGGGGGGGAGGAGAAGAGCAGGAAGAGGGAGCACAGCCGGGAGAGGGAGCCGCGCUCCCACAAGCAGAGCGGCAGCAAGGAGAAGAGCCAUCGUCACAAAGAGUCCAGCAACAACCACGGUAAACACGGGGACCGUAGAAGGAGCCACAGCAACGACAAGAUGUCCUCUUAAAGCAAUAUCUCAAUUCAAGUCCUUUUUUUUGUUCUUGAUUGUUCUAGUCUUUAAACUCUGCCCCACAGAAGAAUUGUUGGCAGAGAGAGACAUGAAAGGGCCUCAUUGGGUCUAUCUGUUGUAUUGGUUUAUCUUAAUUUUCUGCCUUUUUUUUCACUUUUAGAACACUGUUAGUCUGAUAUUUGAAAAGUAAUUUUAAUUUUCUAUGAAGUUUCUCCUGACAUUCUAUGGCAUUGUACAUAAUGGGUCUGAGAAAGUUUUGUCCCGUAGAGCCCCCCCAAAGAAGGGGAUUCGUACCACAUGCUUACCCCUGAUUUAUGCUGUUGGGGUAAUUGCUCUGUUGCAUUUUGUUUUCUAAUAAAAUACUUUUACUGAAUGUCUGCUUUGCCUUUAUAAAAUGAACAAUUGAAUAUAGAAACACACGCAGCGUUUUUGUUUUGCUUUUUUAAUAUACUUCUGAGAAAAUGGCCAUAUCUUAAAUAUUGUUAAAAAUGUGAAACACUGAUACAAUUCUAUUACAAAAUGUACAUGGUUAACUUAGCAAAAUAAAGUUAGAAUAUUUAUUUUCCUCUUGCCCAAGAGUCCUUAAUAGAAAUGAUUCAAAAACAAUUACUGUGGCUGAGGAGCUCAGACCCCGUGGAGGAAAAGGUUCAUCACUUCCUGUUGGCUACAUUAGUGAUUCUGUAGUAGGCCUAUAAAAUCAUCGAGUACUGGAUGGAGUAGUUUUGAGUGGAUAAUGCAGCAUGUGAGACAUCAUUUAGGAAUAUGCCAUGGUUAUAUAUUGUUUAAUUUCUGUGUAGACUAUCCACACACGUACCCAUAAAAGGGGCCGGGUUUGUAGUGGUUAAAAUGAUAGACCCCAAGUCGAAAGGUUUGGGUUGAACCCAAAUGUCUGCAGUCUACCUGUAGGCAUCCUUGGCCAAGAUGCCUAUCCGCUACUCGCUCCGUAGUCAAUGUGCUUCUCUGGAUAAAGUGUUUGUGAAAUUAUCUGAUCGAUUAUAUGGCAGGUUAAAAGUACACCUAGAUUAUAUUCUCUUGACUGGGAAUCACAGAUUUAUAAACUACAGCUAUACAAUCACAGUGAUUACUGUUCUGCUAUACAUUUAGCAGCAAAGCCAACAACAUCUUCAGUGAGAGGAAUUGCUCCCACAACAGAGGCCCUCUGCCCAGCCGGUGGUUCUAUGCUGUUUGAACACACUGGGGCUUCGAGUAAGACCCUACAGUGCUGGAGCUCUCUGCCCGCACUGACAGGCAGUAGGUGGAGUCUGGGCUGAGGUCAGUCAGCAUGG